Molecule: messenger RNA, 944 nt
Organism: Radiomyces spectabilis
Lineage: Eukaryota; Fungi; Mucoromycota; Mucoromycetes; Mucorales; Radiomycetaceae
Exons: 6
Coding region: 39-707 (222 amino acids)
Molecular function (GO): RNA binding
Source: RefSeq, a predicted model, not a curated record
UGCGUCCAAUAACCAACCAAAAAAAAAAAAGACGUCACAUGAUCCCAUUUUUUCCGUUCUUGCAUGGGAUUGCUAUGCAUUUAUCCAAGCUCGCCGAACCAGCACAGAGUCGACAAACCAUGGCAUCCGUCUCAGCUAAUACCAAACCCGAGCUAUGUCGCAUAUGGUUGCAAACGUCAAUUAAAAUGAUUAUUAGAUAUCCUAUUGUGAAACUUUUUCAGCCGUUUGGAAAGAUCACAUUUCUCGAGCUCAUGAUCCACCGAACGGGGCCGAAGAAGGGUCAGUCCAGAGGAUUCUGUUUCUUGGAAUUCGCGAAGAAAGAGGAUGCGUUAAGAGCGUCGGCCAAACUUCAUGGUCACGUUGUCAAGGGACGGCCACUGGUUGUGUCGUUUGCUCAUCACACCGCCGAACAAGACGAGCAAAGAGGACCAGGUUCUGCCACCACAGCCCAUCGACCGAAUGCAUUCUCGAUUUUACGGACCCAGAAAAUGGCCAAUGCAAGUACGGAUGCCAAAAUUCAGGCCAUUGAACGUAAACUAGCGUUACUACAAAAAUCACCAUCGUCGCCAUCGUCACCUUCGUCUUACUCGGCCAAACCUUCUUCAUCCAGUCAAUUUUCCAUCCGUUCCACACUGUCCACUGAAGCCAAUACCGCCAAUAAGCCAAAAGAUCCACCCGUUACCAAGCAUCGUUAUAAACCUUAUUAAUUUCAUCUCUUAUUCCCGGCAUUUCUCUUUUUGAGACAUCACUUAUUUUAGCAAGAUUAGAACGUUUUCUUUUUUGUGUCCAACCACUUUUUUUUUCUUUUGCUGCGACGUGGUGGGAGUUGGCCGCGUCAGAAUUUUUUUUUUUUUUUUUUUUUGACUUCCGUAGCUUGGCUUUUUUAAACUUUUGCCGUCAAACUUUAUUCGUUCCGCUCGUUGCACAGAUACUGCGGCGUCUUU